GCCGUGCGCGCGGGGCGCGUGACGCGUGCACCUGCUGGGCCGCGGCCCGGCUAAAAAGACGGCGCGGGAAGCCCCCCGGGGAGGGCCCGAGCCCGCCGGAGCCCGGGCCGCAGCGCCGCGGCCUUCCGGGAGGACGCGAUGAAGUGCCCAGGCGUUUGGGCAAUGCUCACCGUGACGAUGUGUGUGGCCUUUCUGGGCUGCCUGCAGGCCCAGGAGCUCCAGGGCCACGUCUCCGUGAUCCUGCUGGGAGCCACCGGGGACCUGGCCAAGAAGUACCUGUGGCAGGGGCUGUUCCAGCUGUUCCUGGAUGAAGCAGGAAAGGGCCACAGUUUCAGCUUCCAUGGAGCUGCUCUGACGGCCCCCAAGCAGGGCCAGGAGCUCAUGGCCAAGGCCCUGGAAUCCCUGUCCUGUCCCAAGGACAUGGCACCCAGCCGCUGUGCAGAACUCCGGGCCCAGUUCCUGCGGCUGAGCCGGUACCACCAGCUGAAGACGGCAGAGGACUAUCAGGCCCUGGGCAGGGACAUCGAGGUGCAGGUGCAGCAGGAGGGCCUCCGGGAGGCUGGCAGGAUGUUCUACUUCUCCGUGCCACCCUUUGCCUACGCAGACAUCGCCCGCAACAUCAACAGCAGCUGUCGGCCGGGCCCAGGUGCCUGGCUGCGCGUUGUCCUGGAGAAACCCUUUGGCCAUGACCACCUGUCAGCCCAGCAGUUGGCCACUGAACUUGGGAGCUUUUUCCAAGAGGAGGAGAUGUACCGGGUGGACCAUUACCUGGGCAAGCAGGCUGUGGCUCAGAUCCUGCCCUUCCGGGACCAGAACCGCCGGGCCUUGGACAGCCUCUGGAACCGGCACCACGUGGAGCGGGUGGAGAUCAUCAUGAAAGAGACAGUGGACGCGGAAGGCCGCACCAGCUUCUACGAGGAGUAUGGCGUCAUCCGCGACACCCUGCAAAACCACCUGACGGAGAUCCUCACGCUCGUGGCCAUGGAGCUGCCCGCCAACGUCAGCUGCUCGGAGGCCGUGCUGCGCCACAAGCUGCAGACCUUCCGGGCACUGCGCGGCCUGCAGAGGGGCAGCGCUGUGGUGGGCCAGUACCAGGCCUACAGCGAGCAAGUGCGCAGGGAGCUGGGGAAGCCGGGCAGCUCCCCCAGCCUGACGCCCACCUUCGCAGGCGUCCUCGCCCACGUCGACAACCUGCGCUGGGAGGGCGUCCCUUUCAUCCUGAUGUCCGGCAAGGCCCUGGACGAGAGAGUGGGCUACGUGCGAGUCCUGUUCAAGAACCGCGCGUUCUGUGCCCAGAGCGAGAAGCACUGGGCCCCGGCACAGAGCAGGUGCCUGCCCCGCCAGAUCAUCUUCUACAUCGGACACGGCGAGUUGGGCCACCCCGCUGUGCUAGUCAGCAGGAACCUGUUCAAGCCCUUCCUGCCCACCCAGAGCUGGAGGGAAGUGGAGGACAGGCCCGGGCUCCAGCUCUUUGGCCGGCCCCUGUCCGAUUUCUACGCCUUCAGCCCCGUGAAGGAGCGCGAUGCCUACUCCAUCCUCUUGUCGCACAUCUUCCAUGCCCGCAAGGAGUCCUUCGUCCCCACGGAGCACCUGCUGGCCUCCUGGGUGUUCUGGACGCCCUUGCUGGACAGCCUGGCCCGGGAGGUGCCGCGCCUCUACCCAGGGGGCGCCGACAGCGGCCGUCUGCUGGACUUCGAGUUCAGCGGUUCCCACUUGUCCUUUUCUCUGGAGCAGCCAGAGCAGCUGGUGCCGGGGCCCGGCUCCACCCCGCAGCCCAGUGACUUCCAGGUUCUCGGUGCCAAGUACCGGGAAAGCCCGCUGAUCUCCGCCUGGCCCGACGAGCUCAUCUCCAAGCUGGCCAGUGACAUCGAGGCCGCAGCCGUGCAGGCGGUGCGGCGCGUCGGCACCUUCCACCUGGCGCUCUCGGGCGGCUCCAGCCCCAUCGCCUUGUUCCAGCAGCUGGCCUCGGGCCACUACGGCUUCCCCUGGGCCCACACGCACCUGUGGCUGGUGGACGAGCGCUGUGUCCCGCUCUCAGAUCCCGAGUCCAACUUCCAGGGCCUGCAGGCGCACCUGCUGCAGCACGUCAGGGUCCCCUACUACAACAUCCACCCCAUGCCUGUGCACCUGCACCAGAGGCUCUGUGCCGAGGAGGACCAGGGUGCCCAGACCUAUGCCAGCGAGAUCUCGGCCCUGGUGACCAACUGCAGCUUCGACUUGGUGCUGCUGGGCAUGGGCACCGACGGGCACACGGCCUCUCUCUUUCCGCAAUCACCCACUGGCCUGGACGGGGAGCAGCUGGUGGUGCUGACGGAGAGCCCCUCAAGGCCACACCAGCGCAUGAGCCUCAGCCUGCCCCUCAUCAACCGCGCCAAGAAGGUGGCCGUCCUGGUCAUGGGCAGGACGAAGCGUGACAUCACCCUGCUGGUGAGCCGCGUGGGCCACGAGCCCAAGAAGUGGCCCAUCUCGGGCGUCCUGCCCACUUCCGGCCAGCUGGUUUGGUACAUGGACUACGAGGCCUUUCUGGGGUGACGGACAGCGCCUCUGCCCUGGGCUCGCUCCUGUGCUUUCCUUACCUGUCCUCACCCCGCCCCCCUCGGCCCUGCCCAGCGUACCUGAUGCCCAGAGUCGGGCCUGGAGCAGGGAGGACGAGGCCCCACCCUAGCCCGCCCCUUGGGUGGUCCGUGCUGCCUGGGUGUGGCGGGCGGACACAGAAACCAGGCAGAAGUUCGAUCUCUGUCCUUGAACAGAGUCAGUGCCAGGCCAGAAGACCCACGUGGUCGCCCAUCAACAGCCACCAGCACAAAUAAGAGGGGGUGAAAGUGCCCACAAGCAGAAGGGGACCAGGGAGCUGCCGGGAGGAGGCCUGAGCUGACAGAGCGGCCCUGGGGGUGCAGUGCCCCGUGCCAGGCAGGCAGACGGGAGGCCGUCCCCACACCACAGCCUGGUCAAGCCCCGGCCUCUCUGCUCCAGUCUCUGCACCUUGAACCCGCUGCCUUCCCCUUCACUCUUCGCCUACACCCCUCACCUCCCUGGGUUCCUCCCCAGCCCCUCCUGCUUCCUGUGGGAGCCGGGGUACAUCAGCCAGCAUGGAUGUCAGAAAGCUAGGACUGCUCCCCUUUGAGAACAGCUGUGCCUGGGCAGUGGGGUUGCGGUCCCCCAGCUUCCUCCGGCCGUGGGUGCUCCCCUCUCUGGCCGUUCUCCUCUGCCAACCCCCUGGCUGUGGGUGACCGGGCCGUGCCAGGGAGCCGGAGCCUGAGAGGGCCCCCAGGUGGGUGUUUCCUGUCUUGGCUGCCUCUUGGGUUUCAGCAGGGAAGACCCGGUGACGUUGUACUCUGAUGGUGACCACUGUGACUUCAAGUGACAUUGGGUACCCUGGUGGCUCUGCCCAGCAGACAGGAGCCUGCCAGGGUGGCUGCAGCCAGCCCUUCUCACACUACCUCUUGCGGCCUCCAGCCCACCACUGCCUUCGCAGGGCUCUCCCUCGUGCCAGCCCUGGCCGCACCACCAUCACUUGCCCCUCCUGGCUUCUCCGGGAGCAGAGCUUGGUCCUCCUCCCUGGAGGAGCUUCGGCCAGGAAUGCCCAUUUCCCAAAGCCCCCGAGGCGGGCUCUAAAGUUCUUAAAAGAAAAACCAGCAACAGAAAGA
Molecule: messenger RNA, 3647 nt
Organism: Lepus europaeus (European hare)
Lineage: Eukaryota; Metazoa; Chordata; Mammalia; Lagomorpha; Leporidae
Gene: H6PD
Product: hexose-6-phosphate dehydrogenase/glucose 1-dehydrogenase
Exons: 5
Coding region: 139-2532 (797 amino acids)
Biological process (GO): pentose-phosphate shunt, oxidative branch; glucose metabolic process; pentose-phosphate shunt
Cellular component (GO): endoplasmic reticulum
Molecular function (GO): NADP binding; 6-phosphogluconolactonase activity; glucose-6-phosphate dehydrogenase activity
Source: RefSeq, a predicted model, not a curated record